AGCAGGUAGAGACUGUCAAUGAGAUCCCAGGGGAGCGAGAGAUAGUCCGGGAGGUAGACUUUGGUGACGGCGUCUGUCAACUUUAUCAACUUUACAUGGAGACCACGAGAAGUUUGGACCGCGUACUUUUCCUACAGUCGCGCGACUCUUUGAGCUUCAGUGAUUUUGAUAAAGGAUUCUUUUUUAACUUCGGCGUCCUCGGUCAGAAGGAUCGUGUCUGAUUUCUCAUAGUGCUACCUACGGAGGCACUGAACCCAGUGAGUGUGUGUGUGUCUGUGUGGGACUGUCUGUGUGAGAGUGUGUGUGCUUUUAACAGUCCGCGGCGUCAGAUGAAGACCGGCAGCAGAAUAAGCUGUUUCAGAAGCCGUUUGAUUACAAAGUUGUAAGUGGAUUACGACAACCGUCCGUUCCUUUAGUUAAUAAUUAGAUAAAACUCAAUUUAACUACUUCUUCAAGGUAUUUUUUCGCAACUCCUUCAGUUGUAAAAUUAUUACCCAACUCGUUGGCACCACAUUAUCUACCAGCAUGCCUUAUAACCUUCCGGCGGCAACCUGCAUCCCAGCCUUUGAAGUCCGAGCCUUGGCCUGUCUGCGUGUUUUUGUGUGGAUUUAUCCAGAAAAUGUGGCGCCCGCGGGAUGUACGUCCAUCUGAAGGUGUUUAUCAACUCGUGCUUGGUCGCACAAUGUGAUUUCCAUGUACAGUGACCGGUGCACACUGUAAUGUUUGGUUCGGAUGUACGGAUAAAGAUUGAUACUGUGUUUCCAGGAGCUGCCAGUCUCAAAAGAGGAUACAACAGUUCCACUCCACAAAUGAGGACUUUAGUUGUGUUGUCGUAUGAAGACCAGGCUGCCUGAAACCAAUGCGCACUUCUUCAGGCUCUAACACAACACAACGUGUCUUCACGGUGCAUUUGAGUGUACAAUGAUUCGCCACCCACAUUAAUGACACUGGAUAAAAGUUAGUUCACGCUUAUUUUAUCCCGGAAGACUCAGUUUAGUGUAAGGAAGCGCUCCUUUGCUCCAUGUGGGCUCUGAGUGUGUGCAUUUCUAUACCGUGUCCAGUUUGAAUAUUAACUCUGCUGCUGAAUGGAAAUUUUAGGACAUUCACGCAUGAGUUAUGAUGGCAAACCUCCAGCUUUAAAACUUUGGAUGCUAUCUGUUUUGCAGUAGUCGUCGAGGCUGAAGGAAGAAGUGGGACUCCUAUUUAAAUAUUUCUCCGUUCUGUCUCUCCGCGGUGCUUGCCUGCUUUGAAGUCCACCAUGUGCGGCCGGGCACCGCCGCUACAGCCGAGGCCAUGACCGUCCCCCAGCGGCGCCUGGCCGGGCUCUGGCCGUGGCUGCUCAUGGCGGCCCUGCAGGUGGUGCUGGGCCAGCCGGGCCUGGAGUCCGAACGUCCGGCCCUGCGAGCGGUCAUCAAGGUGGCACUGCUGAAUCAAGAGCCGGCGGGGAAGCCUAUCACUCUGGAGGGGGUGUUCGUGGGAGGAAGCGCCGGCUUCGCAGAGGGAAAACUAAUGCAGUAUCACCCUCUGUCGCUGUGCAACACGAGCGAGGAUGAACGACAAGAGAGUGACUUCAUCACCAUUGUCAAACUGGAGCACAGGGUACCCCGCUGUCUGCCGCUGCUCGAUAAGGCUCGCAUGGCUCUGGAUAAAGGCGCUCAGGCUGUGAUCUUUGACGUCAGUGAUGAUGCCAACGCUGCUGCCGAGCUGCGAGAAACAGAUUCGCUCCCUCGUCCGGUCGUGCUGGUGGAGGCCGAGGAUGCCGAGGUGCUGAUGGGAUUGGUCAACAAGAACGAGGAGGCCAAAGUUCUCAUCGAGAUCCUGGUGGAGCCGUUGAGAUGGCCACAUUAUGAUGUGGGUAUCCUGCUCACCAUCGUCCUCGCUAUCCUGACCAUCGUGCUGAUCUUCGCUUUCCGUUACAAGUGCAAGUCCAACAGAACCUGGGACUCUGUCCAUCAGCAGACCAUGAGGGCCAUUAGUCGCUUGGAGACAAAAACCUACAACUCUCAAGGCUGCUCCAGCUCUCAGCGCCACCGCGCGGCCUGGGGCUCGGCCAGCAGCUCCAACUCCAGCCCCGUCUGCGCCAUCUGCCUGGAAGAGUUCCAGGACGGCCAGCAUUUGAGGAUCAUCUCCUGUGCUCACGAGUUCCACAAAGACUGCGUGGACCCCUGGCUGCUGCAGCACCGCACCUGUCCCCUCUGCAUGCACAACAUCAUGGGGACGGAGCGGCAGCAGCAGAGGAGCCGACUCCAGCAGAGUCCAGAGCACAGCCAGAGUUUUCUGCACGCUCCGACCUACAGCAGCCCCCGCAACCACCCCUUUCCCCAGCACGCCAUCCCCUUCUCUUUGAGGCCGCAUUACCCUCGAGGACCCUCUGGACCCUACCCCUCUCUGGCCCACUACACCAGCUCGUCUCCCAGAGACACACAGACUGUCCGUUUCCUCCCCAGCCGGCCGCUCGGCUCCAGCUGUGGGUACCACCUCCCUGCAGAGGGUCCUGGGAGGCCCCACAGGAUCGGAGCUAACUGCAGGACUUCCCCCCACCACUACACCCCCCGGCGUAACUGCCACAACUAUCGCUCCUCAUGUCCAGCUCAGCGCAUUGCGUCCAGCUCAAGACUGCCGAACUCUGCCUCCGCCACCCCGCAACCACGCGGGGCUCCUCCCCACAGCCGGCCGGACGAGGGCAGCUGCUCAGGGGGGAGCUACCACACAGAGCGCAGCGGGUACUUAGCUGACGGACCAGCAAGUGACUCAAGCUCAGGACCCUGUCACGGCUCCUCCAGUGACUCGGUUCUGAACUGUACUGACGUAUCCCUGCAGGGGGUUUACGGCAGCUGGUCCACCUUCCGUAGCUCUCUGAGCAGUGACUACGAUCCAUUUGUGUAUUACGGGCCCGGUCCUGGGCGAGCCCCCCGCAGGAACAGCUUGGAGGCCUGUACCCAGGCCCGGCCCAGGUCUCUGGAUUCUGUGGUGAACAAAGCUGGAUGCCCCGAGGAGCAGCCACAAACUGUGUUCAGCCACAUCCACUACCACCGCCACAGACACCACCACUACGAGGAGGGGGAGCACAGCCAGGGCACGGGCAGGGGCUCAGACGAGGAGCAGGGAGCCGCCGCCGCCGCUGCUCCUCCUGCUCCUGCUGCUCCGGUCCUGGACAAAGACUCACCUGUGGGCCCUCCUAAGCACAGUCCCUGCCAGUGCCCAAAGCCAGACCCCACAGACAGGCCCAGUCCUGGGACAGACUGUCAGGACCAUGACCCCAGCAGCCCCUCAGGACCUCCUGUCCUCAUGUCCCCCAUCCCCUUGCAGCUUCAGCCCCACUGCUGCCACCAGGGACACGCACACCCUCCUGCUCCUCUGGGGCGGGUAGGGGGCUGUGUGUUGGACGGCUCCUCUGUCCGCUACCACCAGAGUCUGGACCUUCAGGAUGACCGUAGCAUCCACAUCCACUAUGGUCAGGGUCCUGGUUUCUGCUGCCCCCCUCCUGAGCUACCCCCCGUCCUGCUCCCUGUGCCCCUCAUACUGGACUCUGGAGGUAUGGAGGACUGGCCUUGCUGUGCUGGGGCCCACGUUGUGUGGCAAAAGCGGGUGCAGCAGGCUCGCUCUGAGCCUCAGCUCCUGGGGCCGGGGCCCUCUAUGGACAGACCCCCCUGCAGGUUUCACCACAGUCCUGCUAGUGAACGCAACACAGACAUUUGUUUGUACUGCCAAACAUUACACCACAAUCAGGGAUCAGAGGAGGAGUCUGGUGUGUGAAAACGUGUUUUUUUUAUUUCAUCCCCAUCAUCACGCUGCUACAGGAGCCAGAAUGGACAAGCCUCUCAUUGGCCGAUCGCUCUCAUGUCUUCCACGACUUUCUGUCAGAAAGAUUUCCCAGCAUCCCACAGGAGUCGCACUCAACACGCUGGAAGGUCCUUCGAGUUGAGCUUGGUUGAGUUCAUCCCUCACCAUCAAAACAAUUCUGAUCAUAUCAGGGGGAAAUGUCGGGGAAACGCUGAGCCCUCCAUAACUGUCCGGGAGUGGAAAUGACUCAAAGGGGACGACGUGUUUUUCCAAUAAUCAGUGAAAGCAACAACAUGAUUAGAAGCUCCCCGCUCCUCUGUGACACCUCAUGCAUGGUCUUGAGUUUGGGUGCUGAGCCCACAUGAAGUGAGACACCAUCUUUGCAUAGCCCCCCCUCCCCCCAUCACACAAUAACUUGAUUUAUCUCCGAGGUACUUAAAGCUUCAUUUGAUCUUCUCUCCAGCCUACCUCAGCUCAGAUUUCUUAACGUGCCUCACACACGGAGGCUUUAAAGGUACUGCUGUAGUGACUUAUUUUUAUUUUCUUGUUUUUGCCACAACAAUGUAGCUCCCAUAAACUCCCCAAACACAGUUCAAGCUGUCCACAAGGAGAGAGAGAGAGGUUCAAGCUCAGCCCCUUGUCCAGCUGCUGAGUCUUGCAUGGGCCUUGUAUUCAUUAUUUCAAGAAUGGCAGCUGUUUUCAACAUGUGUGUGUGUUUGUGUUCAGGAUCAUCUCCUGCGUUUUUGUUGUUUUAUUUUUAGUCACUUUUCUUCAAUGAACCAGUUUGACUGAAUUAUGUGGUCAUCAUUACAAGCUAUUGUAUCGC
Messenger RNA from Labrus mixtus (cuckoo wrasse), 4609 nucleotides. Its product is annotated as E3 ubiquitin-protein ligase RNF43. Lineage: Eukaryota; Metazoa; Chordata; Actinopteri; Labriformes; Labridae. Bases 1294 to 3756 code for a protein of 820 amino acids. Gene Ontology annotation, molecular function: ubiquitin protein ligase activity; frizzled binding. The transcript is spliced from 9 exons. Gene Ontology annotation, biological process: ubiquitin-dependent protein catabolic process; Wnt receptor catabolic process. The record is from RefSeq and is a predicted model, not a curated record.